This is a messenger RNA of Macrosteles quadrilineatus (aster leafhopper), 1796 nucleotides long. Its product is annotated as histidine-rich glycoprotein-like. Lineage: Eukaryota; Metazoa; Arthropoda; Insecta; Hemiptera; Cicadellidae. The coding region runs from base 83 to 1591 and encodes 502 amino acids. The transcript is spliced from 3 exons. The record is from RefSeq and is a predicted model, not a curated record.
CAGUGGACAGUUCACUUCAGUUCACUACAGCUCAGUAGCAACUCAGUAGCAGCGCCAGGAUACAGGCGCAACCAGCACCGCCAUGGCGUUAAAAACCAUAGCUAUUCUAGUCGCAGUAUUAUGCUUACACAAAGCAACCUCAGACCCUAUACCUGAAGUACCUGUGAUAGACGCUGUUCCAGCUGAAGAUCAAAAGAGCGAACCCUCGUCAGAUGUCGCGGUGGUGGCGGUGCCACUUGAGGCAGAGAGGAGGCAGGACGAUGAUGAUCUGAAAGCGAGCGAAGCUGUGACCCACCACCAUUACCACUCGGGGCAUGUUGACCACGUGCACAAGCAUGAGGGCCAUGCAGCUCAUGAUCACAAACAUCACGGGCAUGCCGAGCACGGGCAUAAACAUCACGGUCACCACGAGCACGGACAUAAGCACCACGGUCACGCUGAACACGGACACAAGCACCACGGAGAGUUCGGGCAUGGACACAAACAUCAAGGUCAUGCUGAACACGGGCACCACCAUGGCGGAGAGUUCGGUCAUGGGCACAAACAUCACGGGCACGCCGAACACGGGCACAAGCAUCACGGAGAAUUCGGUCACGGGCAUAAGCACCACGGACACGCGGCUCAUGACCACAAGCAUCACGGACAUGCCGAGCACGCGCAUCAUCACGGAGGAGAGUUUGGACACGGGCACAAGCAUCACGGUGAGUUCGGACACGGGCACAAGCAUCACGGUGAGUUUGGUCACGGACACAAACAUCACGGACACGCCGACCACGCUCAUCAUCACGGAGGACACUUCGGACAUGGACACAAGCACUCUGGGCACGCAUCUCACGGGCAUAAACAUCACGGAGAGUUCGGUCACGGACACAAGCAUCACGGACAUGCUGACCACGCUCACCACCACGGAGGUGAAUUCGGACACGGACACAAACACCACGGAGAGUUCGGUCACGGGCAUCAUCACGAUGGACACUUCGGUCAUGGCCACAAGCACUCUGGACACGCGUCCCAUGGACACAAGCAUCACGGAGAGUUCGGCCACGGCCACAAGCACCACGGACACGCUGACCAUGCUCACCACCACGGAGGAGAAUUCGGACACGGACACAAACAUUCCGGACACGCCGAACACGGGCACCACCACGGUGGUAGCUUUGGUCAUGGACACAAACAUCACGGUUCUGCCGACCACGCUCAUCAUCACGGGGGUAGCUUUGGACACGGCCACAAACAUUCCGGGCACGCUGAGCACGGGCACCACCACGACGGGCACUUCGGUCACGGACACAAACACCACGGAUCUGCCAGUCACGGGCACUCUCAUCAUGGACACGCUUCCCACGACCACCACCACGCUGGCCAUGGUGCUCACGGGCAUCACCACUCCACCCCUGACGACGAGCACGGUGGAAGCCACGACUUUGACGAUGUUACUUUCUACGCUAACGCUCGUAUCAUCGACGACGCUGCAGGCCAGGUGUUCGCUAUCCCCGCCGAGGCUCAGACCCCUGUAGUAGCGGUCCCCGCCGAGCCCCUGGUAGAGCUCCAACAACAGCCGAUAGUCCAGCUGGUCCAAGAACACCCCUAGAAGUCAAUUCAUAGCUGCCCACCAAGUCACUGCUGUAGUAACUUAUUUAUUUGUUCGCGACUUGUCGCCGCUACCUUGUUUACCAGUUUGUUACCUAUUUAUUGUUGAAAUUGACUGAUGCAUGUUUUGUACUUUUAUACGUGUAAUUUGAGUUACUGUGUGUAUCAUUGUUGUAAUAUUUGUUAAUAAAUUAUUAUAAACUUUA